ACGUAUCUGCGAAAACGCCGAGGAAUCCCACUCUCUCUUCCCCUCGAGACGCCCGUCUCGUCGCUUUGCUCCCCUCGAAAGAAUUCUAAAUUCUUGCUUAACAAAAGGAGAAGCCGGAUCCUUCGCGGGAUCCGCAUCGGUUCUUGCCCUUCCUUCCUGCGCGGAUUUUCGGCAGCCUUUCUGGUUUUUUUUUCGCCUCCCCUGAAUUCCUCCGCCGUGGUCGACGACUGAGCUGGUCGUCGCGCGCGGCUGCGGCUGUUGGGAUCUUGGGUGAGGGGAGGAGGGGCGCCGCCGCGAUCCGGCCAGGGAGAGAUGGCCGGCGGGAAGGAGCCGAUCGAGGUCAAGUUCCGGCUUUUUGACGGCACGGACAUCGGGCCCAGCAAGUACGACCCCUCCACCUCCGUCACCUCGCUCAAGGAGUUCAUCCUCGCUCGGUGGCCGCAGGAUAAAGAAGUUGUUCCAAAAACUGUCAAUGAUGUGAAACUCAUUAAUGCUGGAAGAAUACUGGAGAACAACAAAACUCUUGCCGAGUCUCGAGUCCCAGUAGGAGAAGUUCCUGGAGGUGUUAUAACGAUGCAUGUUGUCGUGCGCCCUCCCCAAAGCGACAAAAGUGAGAAGCAGCUUUCAAAUUCUCCCAAGCAGAACAGAUGUGGAUGCACGAUAUUGUGACACCGAUUCGGCUGCAUUGUGUAUUCUGUAUAUUGGUGCCAUGCUCACAUCGAUUGCAAGUUCACCCUAACAUUGAUUCUUGCAAGCUAUUCUUGAAAGCCUAGAGACGGUAAUUAACACCAUACGUAAAUCAUCAUCCCUGCUCGACAGUAAAGUUUUUCUCCGGAGUUCAUAGUGGAGGGCGCCAUCCAUAUUUAUGUAAGCUGUAACGAGUGCGAAGGAGUGCAGGGGUCAAGUGCUGGAUGCUCGCUGUUGCUUUAAGAUGUAGAACCUGUGUAUUUGAGGUCGAGAACGAGCUGCCACUUUUCUUUCUUUUGCUACUACAUAUAUACAGUCAUAUAGUUCUUGCCGAGAUCUUUUUCCCGCUGCAUAUGUGUUAUGUGAAAAUAGGAAUGUGUUUGCCAGUAGUUUCUGUCCAGAAGUGUAAAAAGGGAAUGUGACAUGGGACUCAACCGAUGGGCAGUGAAGUUUGUAUUUGCCUUUUUUU
Molecule: messenger RNA, 1156 nt
Organism: Brachypodium distachyon (stiff brome)
Lineage: Eukaryota; Viridiplantae; Streptophyta; Magnoliopsida; Poales; Poaceae
Product: membrane-anchored ubiquitin-fold protein 3
Exons: 3
Coding region: 313-669 (118 amino acids)
Molecular function (GO): protein binding
Source: RefSeq, a predicted model, not a curated record